Messenger RNA from Ambispora gerdemannii, 2034 nucleotides. NCBI's taxonomy places the organism in Eukaryota, Fungi, Glomeromycota, Glomeromycetes, Archaeosporales, Ambisporaceae. The record is from the annotation of a GenBank genome assembly.
AUGAAUGUCGCCGAGGAAAAGUGGUCAAACGUGCAGCAACAGCCGUCGCAACAGCCGUCGCAAUCGCAACCACCUCAACAAUCACCACAAUUGUAUACACCGACUAAACAAGACAUUGAUACGCCCGCAAGGCCUUUUCAAUACCAAGGUUAUGUCUCAAUCUCAUCUCCAAAUACACCCGAAACUCCUCGUCAAACUGGUUCACCUACUACACCAAUUACACCUCAAUCUGCUCCCGAGCAAAGAAAAGUCGUUGAUAGACCCAAUUAUGCUACAGGAUCGUUUCCCGCUACUCCAAUAGGUGUCAGAAGACGAAGGGCGGAUUCGAUGGGAUUUCCUGUUGAUGCGGGUCCAUUCUUCUCGCCAACCAAACAACUUCUGAAAGUUUGGAGUAUGGACAGAGCACUUAGCUAUAAACUUCGUAUCAAUUCCAAGGUUGAUCGUGGAUUCUUUUUGGCAGAAAAUGAUUGGACAUGCUACCGUAGAAAUUAUUUCCAGAUCAGCAGUGCAUUCUCAAUCGAAGGAAACAACAAUCAUCAAUCAUCCGAUGGUUCAGAAGUCCCAUGUCUACUUGAAAUAGAAGGACAAGUACACACGAUCAUCGGAUUUCACUUGGGCAUAACAGCAAAAGUGUCCAAUAGCGACAAGAAAAUCGAAUUAGUUCAACAUACACCAAAACGUGAUAAAGGCCCACAAAUGGUUCCACAGCCGAAACCGAUUCGUCCAGGCGGGAAUCUGAGUUUGAGUUCGGUUGGAACUAAUUCGAAUAUUGUCACCUUUGAGCGAAUCCAAUUCAAGACGGCAACCGCGAAUAACGGGAAACGUCGUGCAGCUCAGCAAUAUUAUGUGGUGUUGGUAGAUUUGUUUGCGCAAGUCGAGAACGGGGAGUUGCAUUGUGUGGCGACGUCUCAAUCGGCUCCUUUAGUAGUUCGUGGUCGUAGUCCUGGUCAUUACGCUGAUAAUCAUGAUCGUUACAAUCCACUUGCUAUAAACCCAAGUUAUGCAAAUGAUCGUCACAUGGGUUUCCAUAAUUCUCAUGCUCCAAAUGGCAAUGCUGGUCCAAUGCAACCAGAUUACAAUGCACCUCCAUACUCACCAUAUGCGCAGUAUCCACCCACUUUCCCCGGUUACGCCGGAUCACCAACGCAAAUGCGUAAUGAUCCAAUUUCACUCAUGAUGUCAUCUACACCAAAUACUCCCACACAUUCCUUCCAUCCUCCACAACCAUCACAUCAAACUUACAUGGUCCCAAGUAUUUCCGAUGCUUCCGCCGCACAAGAUAGUACAAGUACAUCACCACAUUCAGCAUUUUCUUCAUUUGAACCAAGACAUAAUGUUCAUACGAAUGGUAACGCUACUAAACUCAUGAAAAUUGAAAUACCAACAUCAAAUGAAAUCCCGCCUCAUCCUCUAACCUCGCCUGGUUUCCAUUCACACGAAUAUGUCGAAGGAUUCCAAAUGUAUCAUCAUCAACAUCCAAAUAGUCAUCCUGCUAAUAGUGCUGCCACGCAUCAUGGUGGUUAUCAUUCCGAUGGUGAUCAUCAUCACAAUCACGCUAAUAAUGGAUAUCAAUCAUCACAACAAGAGCAAGAACACCCUCAACAACAUCAAACACCAUCUCCACCACCGUCGUCAUCAUCACCACCUUCACAGCAAUCAUCACAUCAGUUGAAUGGACAUACAAAUGGCACAAAUGGUCAUUCAUCGUCACCAACUAGACCCACAGAAGACGAUGAUGAAACACCAAGAGCAAGCCCUGUUCUUAACAAUGACACCAAAGCACCAUCAGCUUCUUCCCCAGCUGCAGCCACGAUUACGACACCAUCUCCAGCGACGUCUCCAGCAACAACUCCUAAAACUCCACGAAGAAAUUCUCGCAAAGAGAGUGCUACAAAACCACUAACUAUGAGAAGACCAAGUACGUCAAAAUCAUCUGCUGCGAACACGGAAGCAGCGAAUACCAAUAAGACAAACAAAUCGGAAGAAGCUGAUAUUAAAGUGUCAAAGAGAAAACGCGAAGAUAAUGAAGUCUGA